Messenger RNA from Thyridium curvatum, 267 nucleotides. RefSeq lists its product as uncharacterized. The transcript is spliced from 3 exons. The record is from RefSeq and is a predicted model, not a curated record. The coding region runs from base 1 to 267 and encodes 88 amino acids. Lineage: Eukaryota; Fungi; Ascomycota; Sordariomycetes; Thyridiales; Thyridiaceae.
AUGGACUCGCAGACCACCGCCAAGCAGCAGCGCUCCGAUUCCAUGGCCUCGACCGGCUCCGCGGGCUCCGCCGCCUCUCCUCGCCGUGCCUCCCACGGCUCAGGCGGCCUCUUCGCCUCCCUCCACGAGCAGAAGCGCUCCAGCGACCCCGCCCAGCAGGCCCGCCGCCAGAGCCUCAACGAGCAGCGCCCUACGCCCGGCUUCCUGGGCAAGAUGUGGCAAAACUGGGUUCACGGUCCCCAGCAGGGCGGCAGCACCUCCUCCUAG